This is a messenger RNA of Chenopodium quinoa (quinoa), 1910 nucleotides long. RefSeq names its product F-box/kelch-repeat protein At2g44130-like. Gene Ontology annotation, biological process: regulation of phenylpropanoid metabolic process; negative regulation of cytokinin-activated signaling pathway. The transcript has a single exon. Lineage: Eukaryota; Viridiplantae; Streptophyta; Magnoliopsida; Caryophyllales; Amaranthaceae. Gene Ontology annotation, molecular function: protein binding. The record is from RefSeq and is a predicted model, not a curated record. Bases 409 to 1668 code for a protein of 419 amino acids.
CUUAUAAUUUAGGUCGGUGAGAUUACGUGAUAGAAAAACAGAUGAACUUUAUCCUAAAUGAAUCAUCCGAGAAAAGACUCUGGAGCAAAUCAAAUAACCCUAAUUACAAACUUAGAUACUUUGUAAGUUAAUUUCUUAAUAGAGUACAAAAUCAAAAAUUCUAUUACAUUGCCAAACGACACAACUUUUGCACAAUUAGCAAUUUUCCAACUCCAACUUGUAACGUGGGGCGCGGUUAAAUUUUCCCUUAUAUAUACUCUUCUCUUACCACUUUGUCUUCACUACUUCACUUCACAUCCAUUUUUUCCAUCACUCUAAAAAAAAAAAAAUUGCCCAACUUCCCAAAAUUCCUCACAAAUUUCUCAUUUGAACAACAAAAAUCAAUUAACCCUUUAAUUUUGUUGAUUAAUGGGAGAUAAUUAUGCUACAAAAUCAAUGGGGUUUCUCCAAUUUGAACAAUUAAUCCCUGGUUUACCAGAUGAUUUAGCAAUGGAGUGUCUUUUAAGAGUACCCAUUACUUCUCAUCCUUCCCUUAGAUUAGUUUCUCAUCUAUGGAAGUCUACUGUCUCUCAUCCUUCUUUUUUCUCGAAUCGCCGCCUCGCUCGCUUCGCCGAAAACCAUGUGUUUCUUAUUCAGCCACAGUCGCCUCCGCCGCCGUUACCGGUGGCUGAAGAUAAAAGUUUACUUGAAGAAUUUGAAUCCGAUGAUAGUAACAAACAAGUUGUUAAUGGGAGUCCACUUCUUUACAAUCUGAAUGUCUUUAACACUAAUAAUGAUGAAUGGCGUUGUUUAGCUGGGGUUACAAUCCCUACAUUUUCGCAGUGUGUGGUUUUGCCGGCGGUGAGGAAGUUGGUCGUGUUGGGCGGGUGGGACCCGGCGACGCUGGAGCCAGUCUCGAGGGUGUUGGUUCUGGACCUCGCCGUUGGGACGUGGAGGGAGGGGUCUCCGAUGCCGACGGCGAGGUCGUUCUUCGCCUGUGCGGCGGCAGGGCCUUCCACGGUCUACGUCGCCGGAGGGCACGACGGACAGAAGAAUGCCCUCCGAUCGGCGGAGGCCUACGACGCUGUGGCCGACAAGUGGAAGGCCCUGCCGCCUAUGGCUGAAGAACGAGACGAAAGCUACGGACUGUCCUUAACAAAUGAGGAAAAGUUCUGUGUUAUAAGCGGAUACGGGACUGAAUCUCAAGGGAGAUUCAGGCCCGAUGCCGAAGUAUUCGAUCCAGAGUCGAAUACUUGGGAGAUUGUUUCCGGGGUAUGGCCGUAUCCCGGAAACAAUCCCAAAUCUACCGCCGUUGUCACGGUAGAAGGACAACGGCGGUGGUGGUACGUCCUUGAAGGGGAAAUAAAAGAAUUCCAAUGGGAGGACAAGGUGUGGAAAGGGUUGAAUCUAGGUUCAAUUCCGAAACGAGUAACGGAGUUAUGGUCAUCUUCAUCAUCGGUGUCUUUGAUUGAUGUUGGAAAUGGUAAGAUUUUUUUGAUGGGAAAUGGGGAGAAUUGUGGUGGGGAAGGGAUGUUCAUCUUGGAGAGAAAAAAUGUGGAUAAUAACAACAACAACAAUAAUAACAAUUGCAAUAAAGGUCAAGGUGGAGUUAAUUGGAGAUGGCAACAUGUUCAUGCUCCUCCUAGAUUUUUUGGCUUCCCCUUCUCCGCUUCUCACCUUCUUAUCUAGGUUUACAUUGCUAUUUAUCGAAUAUGUAACGAGUUUAUUACGAGUUUAACUUAUCGUCGAGGUGAAAGAUGGUCGAGGAUUAUUGUUGCAAAUCAAGUUCGGCCAAAGCUUUUAGAGUUGAGGAAAAAAAAAUUGUCCAUACAAAUGUUUUAAUGAAGUACAUGUUAUUAUGUUACUCCGUGUCUAAUACGGAUGUUUGAAUAUUGUAUAAAUCUAGGCAAUGAGCGGUUUACAAUUCUUAA